AAAUUUGGUUUAUCGGCUCAUGUGGUAGCACCGAGAAUACCAAAGUUAUAUUCUUGAUAUACAAUCAGCUCGACAGUAGUACGUACUCAAACGUCGACUUGUAAACUUCAAUUGUUCUUUUUAGCCCAAUUAUCACAUGUGCAUAUCAAGAUAAGAGGUUAGUCGUGAAGAUAAUUCAGAGAUGUCUAAUAUGAAAUCAAAUUCGUUAAUAUCAAAGGAUUAUCAAGCCGGCAAUGACUCUGGUCCUAUAGAAGUUAAAAGUAUUGUGCCAAGAAAUAGACAAGAUUUACUUAAAUGGAAUGGUUGGGGCUAUAAAGAUUCUGAAUUUAUUGUCAAUGAUAAUUCAAUUAUUGAAUUUACUGGAUCUAGGUAUCCAAUUGGGAAUUUACAACUUCCAUACUUCACAGAAUGGGUUCAACGAGUACUCGGUGUUGAUUUAAAGAAUCGAACUUUGUCGCAACCAAUACCCAUGUCUUUUCCUAAAUCCAUUGUUACGGAAGAGUUUGUCAAUGCUGUGAAAGAAUUAAAUAUUACAUAUUCUAUAGAAGGUAUAGACCGGUUGUUUAGAGCACAUGGUCAUACACUCCGAGAAAUGGUUCAAUUGAAACAGGGUAACUUUGAAAGAAUUCCUGACAUCAUUCUCUGGCCAAAGUGUCACGAUGAUGUAGAAAAAAUAAUAAAAAUUUGUGUCAAAUAUGGGAUAGCUUGUAUUCCUUUUGGUGGAGGGACUAGUGUGAGUAGAGCUGCAACAUGCCCACCUAAUGAACAGCGUCCAAUUGUUUCUCUUGAUACCUCUCAAAUGAAUCGAAUAUUAUGGAUCGAUCAAGAUAAUCUUCUCGUUUGCUGUGAAGCCGGAAUAAUUGGACAAGAUCUUGAACGUGAAUUAAGAUUAAAAGGUUUAACGUCUGGACAUGAACCUGAUUCUUAUGAAUUUUCAAGUUUAGGAGGUUGGGUAGCAACAAGAGCCAGUGGAAUGAAGAAGAAUACAUAUGGGAAUAUUGAGGAUUUAAUAGUUAGAGUACGAAUGGUUACUGGACGUACAGAAGAUCCAGUAUUGACAUUAGAAAAAAAUGUACAAGUACCAAGAAUUUCUAGUGGACCGGAUUUUGAUCAAAUUAUACUUGGCAGUGAAGGUACUCUUGGAGUUGUAACUGAAGUUGUUUUUAAAGUAAGACCAUUACCAAAGAUUAUCAAAUAUGGCAGUGUUAUAUUUCCAAAUUUUCAAAGUGGUGUUGAAGCAAUGAGAGAAAUUGCCAAACAACGUUGUCAACCAUCAAGUAUACGAUUAAUGGACAAUGAACAAUUUCAGUUUGGUCAAGCACUUCGUCCCGAACAUGGUUGGAGUGAUAAAUUUAUGCAAAUUUUAAAACAAACUUAUGUUACCAAAAUAAAAGGUUUUUGUUGGGAUGACAUUUGUGUAGCAACACUUUUGUUUGAAGGUCAUGAUACAAAUAAUAUUGCAAUACAGGAAAAAAAAAUUUAUACAAUAGCAAAACAAUUUGGUGGAAUUAGUGCCGGAGAAACGAAUGGAGAACGUGGUUAUAUUCUUACUUUUAUAAUUGCGUAUAUUAGGGAUUUAGGAUUAGAGUAUCAAAUACUUUCAGAAUCAUUUGAAACAUCAGUCCCAUGGAGUCGAGCAAUUUCACUUUGUCGUAAUGUUAAGUCACGAGUAUCACGUGAUUGUAAAGAACGAAAUAUAACGCACUAUCUUGUAUCUUGUAGAGUCACGCAAACUUAUGACACAGGAUGUUGUAUUUAUUUUUAUUUAGCUUUUAAUUAUACUGGUGUACACGAACCGAUUGAAACUUAUGAAAAAAUUGAAGAAAAUGCAAGAAAUGAAAUACUUGCUAAUGGUGGUUCUAUUUCUCAUCAUCAUGGUGUAGGAAAAAUGCGAGCUAAAUUUUAUCCUAAAUCAGUUGGAAAUGUUGGCGUAUCACUUUAUCGUGCAACAAAAAAGCAUUUAGAUCCUCAUAAUAUAUUUGCAGCGGGUAAUUUAGAUCCUAAUUGUUUAGCUAAAUUAUAAAAUUUUAAUUCGUAUCAAUUAUUAAUACAUUAAUAUAAUAGAUAAUAAUUUUAAAAGAGAUGAAAGUUACCAAAUAUUUCUAAAAUAAACAAAUCUUUUUUUAUUUGGUACAAAUGCGUAAAUGUAUUUGCAUUAUAAUUUUUCAUAAAUUAUUGUA
Messenger RNA from Chelonus insularis, 2180 nucleotides. It is a transcript of the gene Agps, whose product is annotated as alkyldihydroxyacetonephosphate synthase. Lineage: Eukaryota; Metazoa; Arthropoda; Insecta; Hymenoptera; Braconidae. Gene Ontology annotation, molecular function: FAD binding; alkylglycerone-phosphate synthase activity. Gene Ontology annotation, biological process: lipid biosynthetic process. Bases 182 to 2023 code for a protein of 613 amino acids. The transcript has 5 exons. The record is from RefSeq and is a predicted model, not a curated record. Gene Ontology annotation, cellular component: peroxisome.